AUGCCCGCGGGCCUCACGGAGCCGGCCGGCGCCGCUCCCCUCUCCGGUGUGAGCGCCUCCGGGACCGUGACCAGGGCCCCUGCCGGCCCUCCGCCGGCGCGGGUGGAGAGCACUUCCGUGACCCUGGGCGCCGUGACUAAGGCUCCUGUCAAUGUCUGCGUGGAGUCCACGGCGUCCCAGCCCCUGCGGUCCCCUGUGGGGACCCUGGUGACCAAAGUGGCUCCUGUCAGUGCUCCUCCUAAACUCAGCAGCGGCCUUGGGCUGCCUGCUCCUCAGAUGGUCGCCGUGAAAGCCCCCAACACCACAACAAUCCAGUUGCCUGCUAAUUUUCAGCUUCCUCCAGGAACGGUUUUGAUCAAAAGUAACAGUGGUCAGUUGAUGUUGGUAUCUCCUCAGCAAGCUGUAACAAGAGCCGAGACCACAAGUAACAUAAUUUCAAGGCCAGCUAUACCAACCAAUACUCAAACAGUCAAAAUCUGUACGAUGCCGAAUUCUAAUUCACAAUUAAUCAAGAAAGUGGCAGUGGCACCUGUUAAACAGUUGGCACAAAUGGGAACUACUGUGGUAACCACUGUUUCAAAGCCUUCCUCAGUACAAUCUGUGGCUGUGCCAACCAGUGUUGUCACAGUUACUCCUGUAAAACCAUUGAAUACUGUAACUAACCUGAAGCCUUCAAGUUUGGGAGCAUCACACACCCCCUCAAAUGAGCCCAGUCUCAAAGCAGAGAACUCAGCAACUGCUCAGACUAAUCUUUCUCCGCUAGAAAAUGUGAAGAAAUGUAAGAACUUCCUUGAAAUGUUAAUAAAACUAGCAUGCAGUGGAUCACAGUCCCCAGAAAUGGGGCAGAAUGUGAAGAAGCUGGUGGGACAACUUUUGGAUGCAAAAAUAGAAGCAGAAGAAUUUACUAGACAACUGUAUAUUGAACUCAAGUCCUCACCUCAGCCUCACCUAGUUCCUUUUCUUAAGAAAAGUGUGAGUGCCUUACGACAACUCAUGCCUAACUCCCAGAGCUUUAUUCAGCAGUGUGUUCAGCAGACUUCUGGCGAGGUAGUCAUUGCUACCUGUACCAAACCAGUAACAACUUCUGUGGUGACAACAACAGUUUCCUCAGUCCAGUCUGAAAAGCCCGUCAUUGUUUCUGGAACAACAGCACCUAGAACUGUGUCAGUACAAAGCCUGAAUUCACUUGCUGGUCCAGGGGGGGCAAAAACUGGAGUUGUGACACUUCAUUCUGUGGGUCCAGCUGCUGUAGCAGGAGGAACAACAGCUGGAACCGUUUUGCUUCAGACUCCAAAACCGCUUGUGACAUCUAUACAAAAUACAGUUACAACAGUCUCACUUCAACCUGAAAAACCAGUCGUCUCUGGGGCAGGAGUAACUUUGGCCCUUCCAUCAGUAACUUUUGGAGAAGCUUCAGCAUCAGCUAUUUGUCUUCCAUCUGUGAAACCUGUCGUUACUUCUGCUGGGGCCACAUGUGACAAGCCUGUCAUUGGCACUCCAAUACAAAUCAAACUCGCACAGCCAGGGCCCAUCCUUUCGCAACCAGCUGGUAUUCCACAGGCGGUUAAAUUCAAACAACUAGUAGUCCAGCAGCCUUCAGGAGGCAUUGCAAAACAAGUGGGUACACUUUCCCAUUCUUCAGCAUUGACCAUUCAGAAAUCUGGACAGAAGAUGCCUGUGAACACUGCAGUAACUACCCAUCAGUCACCUCCAGCUUCCAUUCUAAAACAAAUUACCCUGCCAGGAAAUAAAGUUCUGCCACUUCAAGGAUCUUCUAUUCAGAAAAAUAAAAUAAAAGAGAAUGGAACAACAUUCUUGAGUAGAGAUGAAGAUGAUAUCAAUGAUGUGACUUUGAUGGCAGGGGUGAACCUCAGUGAAGAAAAUUCCUGCAUCUUAGCAACAACCUCUGAAUUGGUUGGCACACUCGUUCAAUCAUGUAAAGAUGAACCAUUUCUUUUCACUGGAGCUCUACAGAAGAGGAUUUUAGACAUUGGUAAAAAGCAUGACAUUACGGAACUUAACUCUGAUGCUGUGAAUUUGAUCUCCCAUGCAACACAGGAGCGAUUACGAGGCCUUCUAGAAAAACUGACAACAAUUGCUCAGCAUCGAAUGACAACUUACAAGACAAGUGAAAAUUAUAUCCUGUCUAGUGAUACCAGGUCACAGCUCAAAUUUCUUGAAAAGCUGGAUCAGUUGGAGAAGCAGAGAAAGGAUUUAGAAGAAAGAGAAAUGUUACUUAAAGCAGCCAAGAGUCGUUCCAAUAAAGAAGAUCCAGAACAGCUGAGAUUAAAGCAGAAAGCCAAAGAGUUACAACAGUUGGAGCUCGCACAGAUACAGCAAAGAGAUGCUAACCUCACAGCCCUUGCUGCUAUUGGACCAAGGAAGAAGAGACCACUGGAAUCUGGGUCUGGAAAUGAGGGCUUAAAAGACAACCUUCUUGCUUCCGGGACAUCCAGCCUGACAGCCACCAGGCAGUUACUUUGUCCAAGAAUCACGAGAAUCUGCCUCAGGGACUUGAUAUUCUGUAUGGAACAGGAAAGAGAGAUGAAAUAUUCUCGAGCGCUAUACCUUGCCCUUCUGAAGUGACCACUCCCCUCUCCAUCCAGAUCCUUACUGUUUGCUGCCAAAGAAGACUUAAAGAGCAUUGUUACACUGUCUUGAAAUUUUCAGUUUCUGGAAAAUAAUCACCAGUAGGGAAGACCAUUGUUUACAGU
This is a messenger RNA of Molossus molossus (Pallas's mastiff bat), 2714 nucleotides long. It is a transcript of the gene TAF4B, whose product is annotated as TATA-box binding protein associated factor 4b. Gene Ontology annotation, cellular component: transcription factor TFIID complex. Bases 1 to 2586 code for a protein of 861 amino acids. Gene Ontology annotation, molecular function: protein heterodimerization activity; DNA binding; RNA polymerase II general transcription initiation factor activity. Gene Ontology annotation, biological process: transcription initiation at RNA polymerase II promoter; DNA-templated transcription. The transcript is spliced from 15 exons. The record is from RefSeq and is a predicted model, not a curated record. NCBI's taxonomy places the organism in Eukaryota, Metazoa, Chordata, Mammalia, Chiroptera, Molossidae.